ACGAAGAAAAGACAACAAAUAUUUGCAUGUGCAAUACAGCAAACAUAAAUAGCACUUCGAAAACCACUGAGCCACCGGGAAAAUGGCUGCGGCCGGAAACAACGUUCGCUGCAUUAACUACUACGACCUGUGCCGCAUCUGCACGGACAGCAGCGAUCACAAGACGAACAUCUACUCACCCGAGGGACGCGCCAAGAAUCUAAGCAACAAGAUCCUCGAGUGUCUCUCACUGCAGAUCGAUGAAAAGGAUCGCUUGCCCAAGGUGGUGUGCGCCCAGUGCGUGCAGUUGGUGGAGCAGAUUCACGGGCUUCGCGCCACUUGCCGUAACUCACAGACCAUGCUGAACAACUGUCUCAAUAUCCGCCCGGCGCCGAGCAGUGACAAGCUAUACAUUCGGGAUGCGGUCGAUGAAACUGGGAAAAGCCUUAGUGUGGCUCAGGCAGCUCCAGCAGUUGGUAAUGGAGCUCAGCAGUCCGGAAAUCUCUUGAACAGCAUCAUCCAGGCGGUAAACCUGCAGCCCCAGCAGCAGUACACGAUUACGAUGGACAACGGAGUACAGCAGCAGCAGCAGCAUCAAUCUAUGCCGGAAGUUCAAAUAAAAAGCGAAAGACAGACUGCUUUGGAAGAGUUUAUACGCCUCAAGCCAGACAUCAAGAUAACGCCGCUGGGGAAGAAGGAGCCCAUUUCACCUGCCAAGCCCCAGCUGCAACAUUCUCUGCAGUCGCAGACGGUAACACCCACAGUGAACCCUACUCAGUUGCAGUUACAGCCCCAGCUAGGCGAGCAACUGCAGCCUCUGUGGCAGCAGCUUCAACAAAUUCAGCUUCAGCAGCAGCUACAGCAACUGACCAACCAGCUGCAGGCUACCACUCAGUACUCUGUCGCCCAGGAUGAUGCCUCUGGCUCUGGCGACAGCAAAAAGCCAAAGUUGAACUUUGUGCUCUCUUCGCCCACAACGCCCCAGUUCACCACAUCGAUUCCGCAAUUCGGUGGCAGUCAGCCGCAAAUACAGCUGCAGUUGAUGCCUGGUGGCGGUGGAGUGGCAACUGCAGGGGCAGUUCCUGCCCAGACGCAGUUAAAUGCUGCUGCCCUACUCUCAAGUCUGGCGGGUCCCCAGUCUACUAACAACCUGCUAUCACCAAACAAGUGCUUUCUCCCCAUCACAAUUCGGGACGAGAAUUCGGACCAGCAGAUCGUGGCGCACAUAGACACCAAGAACCUAGUGCUGCCCACAACAUACCAAGUACAGAUGAAACUUCAGCCUCAGCUGGCCACUGCCGAUGGCCAGCCAAUUAUGCAGCUGACACCAACAUCCAUUCCGGCUACUCUGCAAUUGACACCGCAGACGCUGGGUAAUGCGGGAAGCAACUUCCAGGGCACGACUGUGACGCAAAACCAAUUUCUGGCGCCGCAGCCACCGCCCCCUCAGCAGAUUCAACAGCAACAACAGCUUACCCAACUGCCAAAUACGGCGCAAGUGACCUCUCAGCAAAUCAUUAGAUCUCCACAUGCAAGCACCAACAAUUCACAGUUGGUGAUAAGAAAUGUGACCAAUAUUCCAACCACUCCCACCACGCCUACUAGUAGCAAGGACGCCCCAACCUUUAAGACACCUUCACCAAAGCAAAAACAGAUGCCAUCGCCGAAGAGCAAAACUAAUGUGGCCUCGCCCUCAGGUGGUAGCAGUGGUUUGUCCACCAACGAAUUCAAGCGAUUGACGACCCAGGCAAAGCCACAACUGCAGGUGAAACAACCGCAGAGCACAGGACUCUCUGUUUCAGGCGCCCCGACAGCGACAUCGGCCAAUCAGGCUGCCAUGCAGCGGCUCUCCUCGAAUACAACGAUCACCAAGGUGCCCAAACAGCCUGCUACGUUGCCAGCACCACCUCAGACAUCCAACCCCGCGAAACUGCCCAUGCUGAACAAACAGAAUAUUACAAUCAGUCGAAUCUCAAUGCAAACCGCGCCAAAGCCACAAAGUAAACCUUCUACUGCAGCGCCAGCUUCUGCUUCACAGCCGAUUCCUUUGUCCGUUCCCGCCCUAAGCCAAGCACAACCACCUCCCUUGGCGGCGCAGCACAAGAAGAUCGUACGCAAGCCUCCUGAGAACCAGGAGACUUUAGCGCAGAAAGUUAAAGCAGCGCGACCACCGCAGCAGAUUCUUCCUUCUCCACAGCAGGAAGGACAGAACGCGACCACCUCUGCAAACGAAGCGUUGUUGGCGCCCACAACUUCUGGCCUUAUAUGCCCUACCUGCAAACGCGAAUUUAAGAAGAAAGAACACCUCACCCAGCAUGUUAAGCUGCACGCGGGGCUGCGACCCUUUAAGUGUUCGGAAGAGGGUUGCGACAAGACCUUCAGCCGCAAAGAACACCUGUCCCGGCACUUGAUAUCCCAUUCUGGACAAAAGAUGUACACGUGCGAGGUGUGCAAAAAGCCCUUCUCGCGAAAGGAUAACCUCAACAAGCAUAAGCGAAUACACACGCAAACGGCAACCGAAACGCUUUACUGCUGCGAUGUUUGUAAUAAAAACUUCGCAACCAAGUUGCACUAUGAGAAGCAUCGGGAGAUGCAUAAGAAAACUCGACCGGAAAGCACGGCUCCGGGUGCAACAGUCCCGCCAGCGGCAGCACCUGCGAUAACUCAAGUCCGUAGCAAUGGUCAGGUCCCUAAUAAGGCGGUUUUCGAAAUCAAACAACAACGGUCUGUUCAGCAGCCCCAGCAGUCGCAACCACAGCAGCAGCCGGCGCAGGUAAUGCAUGUUGUGACUACUCAGGAUCUGGCCGGAAACACAAUUACGAUCACACAAGCUCCCGACUCCAAUAUGCCCGCAUCUCUGACUAAUUACGUGCAGCUGGGCUUUUCUCAGUUCCAGAAUCCCAGCGCACCAGCCGCAAAGUAAUUAGAA
Drosophila teissieri is the source of this 2908-nucleotide messenger RNA. It is a transcript of the gene pad, whose product is annotated as zinc finger E-box-binding homeobox 1. Gene Ontology annotation, molecular function: zinc ion binding. Gene Ontology annotation, cellular component: nucleus. The record is from RefSeq and is a predicted model, not a curated record. The coding region runs from base 83 to 2902 and encodes 939 amino acids. The transcript is spliced from 5 exons. Lineage: Eukaryota; Metazoa; Arthropoda; Insecta; Diptera; Drosophilidae.